Messenger RNA from Glossina fuscipes, 5534 nucleotides. It is a transcript of the gene Remo, whose product is annotated as adhesion G protein-coupled receptor A3. Bases 18 to 5417 code for a protein of 1799 amino acids. The transcript has 4 exons. Gene Ontology annotation, molecular function: G protein-coupled receptor activity; protein binding. The record is from RefSeq and is a predicted model, not a curated record. Gene Ontology annotation, cellular component: plasma membrane. Gene Ontology annotation, biological process: G protein-coupled receptor signaling pathway; cell surface receptor signaling pathway. Lineage: Eukaryota; Metazoa; Arthropoda; Insecta; Diptera; Glossinidae.
AUUCUAAAUAUGCGGCGAUGUUAUGGUGGAGCACACUUUUUAUUGCAUGGCAAUUAAUUGAUUGCAAAUGUCCUGAAAAAUGCAUUUGCAAGAAUAAUACGGAGACGACCUGGAGUUUGCGAGCAAAAUGUGGUGGCGCCGAAGAACGUUUAAGCAAUUUUCAGCUGUUGGAUUUCGAAGAAGAUUCUGCCAAUGUAGUAGUUUUGGACUUAAAAAAAAAUGGCUUUGCUUCCAUCGAUAAAGACUAUUUCCGUAAUUUUACUGAACUAAAACGCCUAGAUUUAUCGAGUAAUUUUUUGAAAGAUAUAAACAAAAAUACAUUUAGUGAAAUACUUAGCAGUGUGGAACGCUUACUAUUGUCCAAUAAUACUAUUAGUCAUAUAUUUCCAGGAUCUUUCGAUUCGUUGAUAGAUCUUAAGCAGUUAGAUAUAUCCAAUAAUCCAUUGGUCUGUAAUUGUGACCUCAUUUGGUUGUUGGGAUGGUCGAAUUCGAAAUUGAUAAGGUUGUUGCCGCCUCCUAAAUGUGAGUCUCCCGAAUAUUUUAAAGGCAAUCAAUUGAAAAAGUUAAAGGUUGGUUUCGAUUUGCACUGCGAGACACCGCUACAGCCGUUAUUGGAAUUGUUACCUAAACAAAAUCAAGUUGUUUUUGAAGGCGAUGAAUUGCUAUUAAAAUGCCGGGCUCCUCGCGUAGCCUUUGGUGGGCAUCGCGAUUCUGAAGAUUUACCCAGCCGUGCAAAUGUGUUUUGGGGUUGGUCUGAUAAAAUUUUAUCUCAGAAUUCCACGGAAGACAUCAAUUUCCGUGAUCCUAGCAAAGUAUUUAGUGAUGUACAUUUGGAAAGCAAACACACUCCCGAUUCAGGUAUUUUGGAUUCCAUCUUGCGUAUUGCUACAGUGCGACGUAAUCACACUGGCACCUUCGACUGCACACUACGAUCGCCACAGGCCAAUCUUUCCCAUGCCAUAGCAGUUAUAGUAAUUGCUAAGAACACACAAUACUGCCAAGCAGUAAAUAUAAGAAGCAAUAAAGGAAACUAUCACUGGCCUCAGACGGUGCGUGGCCAAACGGUCGAACAGGUGUGUGUAGAAGAUUCAGAUACCGGCGUUAUGGCUACCUAUCAUUGCGAUGAACGCGGUUUAUGGGUGAAUUUGAAUACUGAAAUGUGCGCUUUUGUCAGCCCUAUUACACGCUUACUCGAGCAAUUUGCCAAAAUGAAUUUGACUUUGAAUAAGGCCAACGUAUUAGAAAUAGCGCGUAGUCUUCAUAACUUUACCCAUAUACCUGCUAAUUUACGCCGCAUACGUGACCCCAUUGAUUUGGAAUUUUUAGCUCGUACUUUGGUUAAAUAUUUGGACUUUAUUACAUACCAAAACGAAUUAGCUCGUCUUCUACUGGAUAUAGUUUCUCAAUUGUUAUUAUUACCAAGUCAGACAUUUUAUGAAGCUCAGCGUUCAUAUCAAAGUGGUUUAAAACUGUUGGCUUGUGUUGAAAAAGCUUCGGUUCAGACUUCUAUGACUUCACCAACGCACGAUGAUAUGGAGUUUAAUAAUCAUCUUAUGAUGAUGCCACGAAGUUUUUUUAUAGAUUACUUUAGCAUUUCUUCAGAAUCUUUCACGGGUAUUUCUUGCGUAUGGCUACGAAGUGCAGCGUCAACUGCAAAUGACUUCUCGUGGGGUGCAACCAGUAGUUCGACUUUCGAAUGCAGUACUGCUAAUGAUACUUUUCCUACCUUUGAGCGAUAUACAGAUGCCGCAAUACAAGUGCCAGUAAGCUUAUUGUUCAAGGAUAAAACCGAGGCUUCCGUUAUACAACUAAUGGUAGCUGUGUUCCGUAACGCCAAUCUGUUGCCUCAUUUAAAUGGAAACGGAUCGAUAGAAUUGACUUCUGCCGUAAUUGCUGCCAAAAUUAUCGAUGAUGAAAAUUUCUCCAAAAUAGAAGAAUUGGAAAAUAAUCAAAUUACCAUAAUUUUAAGAGUACAUCCCUUUCAUGAUGAUUUGGGUUCACCGCAGCCAGCUUGGUGGGAUCCUGAACGUAAAGAAUGGAAAUUGGAUGCAUGUCAGCAAUUAUAUAUGCAUCGCGGCCUGCUGAUGUUUUCAUGUAAACGUCUUGGCUAUUACGGUCUUUUACAACGCACCGCCUAUCUUAAUGAUUUUGCAAGUGACGAUGCAGGAAAACGUUUCCAUUUUUCUCCUACUGCUAUUUACGUAGGAGCUAUUGCUUUGUUUCUAUGCCUGGCUGUGAAUAUUGUUACUUUUUUGGUGUUUGGCCGAGCUAUACGCAUUAAUCGUCAACAGCGUCACACGUUUAUCAAUACUUGGUUAGCCUUAGCUUUUUUAAGCAUAACUUUUUCGUUGGGAGUCUUUCAAACUGAACGACGCGACAUAUGCCGUCUAUUAGGCUUACUUAUGCAUUAUUUAAGCUUAUGCGUUUUAUUAUGGUUGUGCGUCAGCUUGAGUACUAUGUACAAACGCCUAUCGAAACAUCAUCGGGGAGUGACUGAAUCGGAAUUGCCGAAAGAGGCUCGCUUGAAGAAACCGGUCAUGGGCAUUUACUUGGUGGGGUGGGGUAUUGCCAUGAUUAUCUGCGGCAUUAGUGGAGCUGUUAAUAUCAAUGAGUAUGCUGCUUAUUCAUUUUGUUUUUUACAUAACGCCUCUGCCAUGAAUGCUAUGCUGGUCCCUGGUGGCAUACUACUAAUAUUUGUAUGCAUUUUGUUCCUAACUAUUUAUUACCAGUUAACACAAAGAAUGGGUACUCUAGGCAUAAUGCAAAAUCAUCCGCAGUUCUCCGACAACAAUACUCAGGCCACAGAAAAUAUUGAUAUGGAUUGGUUAGACUCUAAUCAUAGUCAAACGAAUCGCCGUUCGGUUACGAACAAUCACGUUCCUUCAGCUGCUAAUAAGAAAACAAAUAUGGAUCGUUAUACUAGUCUGACGUUAAGCAACGCUGUCAGCAGCAUAGUGGAUGAUUGCGAGCGUUCGAAUAUGGCUCAUUUAAGAGCGCACUUUGUAUUUUUGGUUUUAUUUGUUACUGCUUGGCUAUCGGCGGUGGCGUUUGUCAUGCAUACCGCCGAAGGCGAUGAUCUCGGCCAUAUGUACGCUGUCAUUUUCGCAAUAUCAUGCUGCCUGUUGGGUUUAUUUAUGUUGCUGUUUUAUACCUUAACACGAAAUGAUACCCGAUUUCAAUGGAGUUACAGCAGAUGCUGUUUAAUGAUGGACGGUGCGCGAACUUACGCGGACAGCUCUUGCAAUGAAGCAGUGGCACCCUUAGCAAAUUCAAUUUUGGCUUAUAAAGCAUCGUAUGAAGGCGCAGCCACGAUGGCGACUGCUAACAAUUCGGGCAAUUCGCGUUCAAAUUCACAAUGCUCUAAACAUCGCACUGGUAGCAUACGCAGUGGUGGUGACGGCAACGCUGCCACUCAACAUUUAUUGGCAAAUAGUGCAACGCCAUUGAAUAUAACAUCUCCACCAAUACCCAUCAUCAAUAAUCAACAUUUAAAUUUGAGUUUAACACACGAUAUUCCCAGUGCUGAGAUCUUUUACAAUCCAAAUCAGAUAAAUGUUGCGAGGAAAUUCUUCAAAAAACAAAAGCGGUUAGCAAAACGCAAUAACUUUGAAUUGCAGCGGCAAAUGGAUAGGCCGGAUUGUGGAGUGGGCGGCAAUGCAGCGAUACCUGAUAAUACCAGUGAUGUUUCUUCGACCAACGGCAGCGGUCAUUAUUAUUCUCGACGUCAUAAUGCCAUGACAAUGAAAUUGUUAAGCAGCGGCGUGGGUAAAGUUAACAAUACAAACAUCAAUUAUAAACCUGAAUACAAUGUUAGUUAUAAAAAUCAUCAUCAGGUGUCUACGGUAGCGGUAUUAGACAGUGAUGAAAUUGAAUUAAAUAGUACGUCUCCGUCUGACCAUACUGUACGGAAACGGGCUAAUAUUCUAUCUAUGAACAUUUACACAAAUAUACCCGAAACUGUGGAGCCACAGCUUGAGGUACAUAAGGUUAGAGGAAGCAAUAUGAGUGCUGGAGCAGGAGGUGGCGGUGGACGCUCUUUGAAAACUUUAGAAGAACAUCAAGAGGAAUUUGAAGAACUUGAAAGCAGUUCACACGAAGAAAAUGUUCCAUUAUAUGAGAACACAAAAGGGUCAGUUAAAGUAAAUAAUUUGUUUAGUAAUUCGUUCGUAAACUCCUGUGUGGAGCUUAUGACGUCGACGUCUACAUCAAAAAAGAUCAAUACUACCCCCGAACAUGAGCCCCGAUCACCAUUGCUAUUGGAUCACGACGAUAAAGAAGCUAUGAAUAGUUUGGGACUUCCGGCGGCUGCAUCAACUGUUGCAAACUCAUUAUUUUUAACAGAAGAUGAAUGCGAAAAAGUUGAAUUAGAGGAGGAAGGAGAACGGGAGCCUGCUUUACAACGUAACGAAAUUUAUGUGUCCAAUUCACUGCAAAUAACUACUCAAGUGCAAUUAGUGGAUGAUUUUCCCGGAGUUUUGAUACGGUGCACACAACAAAAACAGUCGAAAUCCUUAAAUAACUUGGAUGAUAUUUUUAGUAAUCACAGAAAAGUCCUACCCAUUGCAAAUACAAAUGCUCAAAUUAAUGAAGUCUGUGGUUCCCACAGUAACCUUUUACUACCACCGAGUUCAAAUGGUGUAUGGAAAAAAUGCCCUUCUUUAAAUGAAGCGCUCAGUAAAAGUGCCAGCGAAAAGCAUUUAUCAACUUGCUCUUCUGCAACAUCACACAAACACCUAUCACCUGCUUCAGAACCACGCACGGAGGGCAAUAAUGGCGAUAUUGGCCUGUAUCAUUUAACAGGCGCUUGUACUCGAUCAGUUAGCCCCGCUAAUGAAAGUGAUUUAAAUUAUCAAAAUUCAGAAAUAAGUAUACGUAGCCAUGGCCUUUAUGCUCCGCAAGCGGAUAAUGACUUAACAUUAAUUGACGAUUUUCGUUAUCAAUCAUCAAAUGCCAGCGAAGCUGAACUGGGACUUAAUGAUUUUGAUGAUGAAUUCUCAGUAUUUGGAGGACAUGAUUUUCGCAGUGAACACCGUGAUAGCAGCAGCCGAAAUCUAAGCAUAAAUGCCACCUCUAUAGAUGAACUAUAUGAAGCCAUUAAACGUGGUAGUCCUACUUUAAACAGCGACAAUGAUUUGCAAUUGCGUUGCUGCGGUGAUAAUGCCUCCUCGACCAGUUUGUUCUUAAAUUCUGAUCAACUUGUAGUGCCUAAGAACACAAAGACUGAAAAUGACAAUUUAUCACCGCAAGGCAAUUCAUCACCUUCAAUAUCCUCCUUCCUACCAUGUACCUCUUCCACUGUUACAUCAAUCGUCACUGUGUCAAAAAGUUUACGUGACAACCUCAUCGAAGAUGAUAGCAGUCAGAGUAGUGUUAUUUCUUAUAUAGAUCCGAAAGUAGCUAAGGUUACUUCUAGCUAAGUAAUAUCCUAUAUAUAUAUAUAUAUUUUAUCAUUAUAUUUAUUAUAUUUUGAUAGCAAUUGAGCAAAAUAGAAACAAGCGUUUUCCCUAAUAACUGCAACGUAAAAAAAAAAAAAA